Molecule: messenger RNA, 3151 nt
Organism: Labeo rohita (rohu)
Lineage: Eukaryota; Metazoa; Chordata; Actinopteri; Cypriniformes; Cyprinidae
Gene: deaf1
Product: DEAF1 transcription factor
Exons: 13
Coding region: 300-1892 (530 amino acids)
Biological process (GO): positive regulation of transcription by RNA polymerase II
Cellular component (GO): nucleus
Molecular function (GO): DNA-binding transcription activator activity, RNA polymerase II-specific; RNA polymerase II cis-regulatory region sequence-specific DNA binding
Source: RefSeq, a predicted model, not a curated record
GUGCUACGUCGUGUUCUUUCGGUAAUUUCCGUUUUGAUUCGGUAAUUUCCGCUUGCACUCCUUCCUGUGUUGUUGAUCCCCGUCCUCAGUAAAGGCACUCGGAGGCCAUUAUCCUGCAACCAUUUUCUUUUCUUUCAUACCCGAGGAAAAAAAUCGUUUAAAUAAAUCCAUUAUUUAUUCAUGCGAGCUGACUAGGUGCUUGUUGGACACAUGCACGUUUCCAAAUCGUGAGGGACGCGCACCUCGCCUCGACAAUCCUUCGGAUAAUUUCGGCUGCUUUCGUGCGCCGCUGUUUUGAAAUGGACGCGACUGAACCGGCGGCGAAAGCACUCGAGCUGGGCGACGCGUCUGAGAGCGCGUCUGCGGGAGAGGCGGUGGGUUCGGAUACCGAAUCGGAGGCCGAAGUCGCCACGAUGACUGUGAUGGGAGAAGCGGGAAACAUCGACAUCGCCGAAUCCCUGCCGAACCCGGACGAUGCCGAAACGGCGUUUGCCGAGGUGACAGCCGUCACUGUUGGGGACGUCCAGAGUUCAGAUGACACUGUGUUCACAUCCACAGUAGCCACAGCAGCGUCCAUCCCUGAACACGUGCUUACAGGUAGAACCACGCUUCAGAUCGGAGACAGUCUGAGUACCCAGAAGGCCACGCUGAUCGUGGUGCACACGGAUGGAAGCAUCGUGGACGCCACUGGGCUGAAAGGCAAUGCAACACCUAUGACACCUGGUCCUCAAACCCCGAGCACCCCUCUGACGUCUGGACAUGAUAAGGACGUCUCUAAGUACAACUGGGAUCCGUCGGUUUAUGACAACGAGCUCCCCGUGCGCUGCAGGAACACCAGUGGGAUUCUGUACAAAAACAGACUGGGCUCAGGAGGCAAGGGGCGUUGUAUCAAACACAACAAUAACUGGUACACCCCGACUGAGUUUGAGGGUAUGUCAGGGAGAGCGAGCAGCAAAGACUGGAAGAGAAGCAUCCGCUACGCUGGCCGACCUCUACAGUGUCUCAUUCAGGAGCGCAUCCUGAACCCUCAUGCAGCGUCCUGUACGUGUGCGGCCUGCUGCGAUGAUCUGUCUACAGUGAGUGAAAUGUGUACGAAGGACGGAUCGUUCGGAGGAGAGAACAUCACCAUGACGGGCCCCGUCAGACUGUUCGUCCCUUAUAAAAGAAGGAAGAAGGACAGCGAGCGGGCAGCUUCUCCAGAGAAGAAGGAAGUUCAGUCUCCAAAGAACAUUACCCUGGCUCCUGGAGCAACAUUUACAGUGACUCCAUCCGGACAGAUCACCACAGCAGGCACGUUGACCUUUGACCGAACGGCGACAGGAGAAACUGCAGCUAUCAUCUCAGACAGCCCUGCGCCCGCUGACGUCUUCACCAACACAACCGUGUUGACCACACUUCCUGCGCUGGCCAUGGUCCCUCAGCAGGCCGUGGUACAGUCUAAACCCUCUCCGGCGGGGCCGCUCAUGAACGGGCUGGAGACGGCCGAGCAGCGGACGUGGCUUUACCUGGAAGAGAUGGCCAAUACGCUGCUCAGCAACGUCCAGCAACUCAAGGUCCUCAUCGCACAAGCCAAACAAGCCAGUCAGAGCGGAACGCAUGCAACCAUCAUCCCAGAGAAAAACAGCAACAUCAGAAAAGAGUCCUUUCAGAGUCAGUUGUCACUCAGUGAAGAAGCUGAGGGGAAAAUCACUGAAAUUAUUAUUAAGCACACGUGUGUGAAUUGCGGUCGAGAGGCGUCCAGUGAGUGUACAGGCUGCCAUAAAGUCCAUUACUGCUCUGGCUUCUGUCAGCGGAAGGACUGGAAGGAGCAUCAGCUGAGCUGCUGUCAGCCGGGCACAGCCGUCAGCAUUCAGGAGGACACUCAGAUGGAAGUGGAGAAAGGGAAGGCCUAGCGUUUUAACCACAGGACCGCCACGUAUGAAGUUUAGAUAGGUGAUCGCUUCCGUUCAUGUGUUUUAGUUUAGCUAAAAAGCCUCGUAGUAGCAGCUCCCUUACACACUGUGAAAUAUAAAGCAUACGCGGAUGACGUCUGUACUUUCUGUACCAUUUGAAGGGUUUCACCAUCUAUAGAUUUUAUAUGUGAAAAUAAUCCUUGAAGGGAUAGUUCACCAAAAAUCAUUUACUCAUCCUUAUGUUUUGAGCUCAUAAUUUCCAUAAAGUAAAGACAUAAAAUGACCCGUUUUUAAGCUCUCAUUGAGAUCUUGUGUGGUGUAAUAUAACAUAAAUGAUGUCUCCUACUAAAAUAUGUAGUAGAAAACCCAUUAAAGAUUUACAUUAUCUAAAAAUUCACAGUUUUAUACAUAUUUUGGGAUGAUGUCGAAUGGUUGCACUCUGUGAGCUAUUGGCGCUACCUGUUGCCAUUUUUACUGCAACACAACUCGGAAAACACAAUAUAAAACACUGAUACAAUGCAAUGUGUGGUUUUGAUUGUAAUUUUCAGUCGAAGGUCAACAAGAGAAGCAAUGCAACUGCUUUUCCUAGCUAUAAGAAGGGGAGAAAAGAAUGGGAAGAUGCCUGUGGACGAAUAAAACUUCCUAAAGACCCACGUGUUUGUUUUCUCCACAUUAUCCCUGAUGCCUUUGAGGCUUUUAGUAGAUUAUAGCUACUGAAAUCGUACAAAUGGCAGAGACAAGAAACGCUAGAUGCCAUCUUUGCAGGAUGUAAACAUGUCAACGCUUGUCAUGACGCUGCAGCCACUGAAGAGUUUCUCAGUGCAGAUUUCACUCAAUAUCCAGGGGUGUUUAGACUCCUUGUGGGAAUAAAUUGAUAGUACAGCAUUUGGUUUAAGCUUAUGCUUAUAUCCAUCGCCACCUGUAAGCUCUUUCAGUAGCUAUGGUCAUCGUAUCAGUAUUUUAUUUUUGUGUUGUGAGUUGUGUUGUGGUAAAAAUAGCAAUGUAGUAGCUCACUAAGUGCAACCAUUUGACGUCAUCGAAAUAAUGGUGCCCCCCAUAGUCCAAAAUAUGUAUAGAACUGUGGAUAACGUAACAUAAUAACAUAUUUCAGUAAGAGAAUUGUGAAAUAUAACCUCGCAAUUGUAAAAAAAAAUUUAAUUGUGAGAUUUAGUAUUACCUAUUUAUUUCCAUGGUUUCUUGCAGUUCUGAGUUUUUUUGAAACAGAGUAAAAAAAAAAAAAAAAAAAAAAAAAAAAACAG